UACGCCAUCCUAGGACGUUCUCCGAGCACAGGAAGUAGAGCUAUCAGCUGAUCCCGCUGGCUGUUGUUGAUGUCUGAAGUUGCUGUUGUAGCUGCGUCUCUCUCGUCGGCCCCUCGACAUUAACGGACUCGGUGACACGCUGAGGAACGGACACGGCAGCGGGCAUUUACCGGGCAAAGGGACGCGUCACGUCGAGUGGAGGUCUGAACGUGCGUCCCCGGCGGGCAGCAGCGAAGCUAGCUCCUGAGCUGAAGGGAGAAAAACAGCAGCGACAGCCCACGGCGUCCCUUUGUUUCAAUCCCAAGCAGGAUAAUAACUUUCUCUCGCUUGACUCAAGACGCUGAAAGUGCAUUGGGAAGUCGCAGUGAUCAGGGAGAGCCAGCAGAAACAGAGGCAGGGUUCCACAGAGUCUUGAGGUGAGGUGAGCUGCCCCCACACUACUUGCCAAUGCUGGAUCUGGAGGUGGUACCUGAGAGAUCACUAGGAAAUGAGCAAUGGGAAUUCGCCUUAGGGAUGCCAUUUUCCCAGGCCAUCUCUAUCCUCCAGAAACACUGCCGUAUUAUCAAAAAUGUCCAGGUGCUAUACAGCGAACAGACACCACUCAGCCACGACCUCAUACUGAACCUGACUCAGGAUGGGAUUAAACUGCUGUUUGACGCCACAAAUCAGAGACUCAAGGUGAUUGAAGUGUAUGACCUGAGCAAAGUCAAGUUGAAGUACUGUGGAGUCCAUUUCAACUCUCAGGCCAUCACCCCCACAAUAGAGCAAAUAGACCAGUCAUUUGGAGCGACUCACCCUGGAGUUUAUAAUGCUGCAGAGCAAUUGUUCCAUCUCAACUUUCGAGGACUUUCCUUCUCCUUUCAACUGGAUUCGUGGAAUGAAGCUCCAAAAUACGAGAUUCCACAUGGAGCCAUGGUCAAGAGGAUGCACAUCUACACUGGCAACAACCUCCAAGAAACAAAAGCUCCUGCGAUGCCUUUGGCUUGUUUUAUGGGCAACAUCUUUGCAGAGGGUGUCGACGUCCUGAGGGAUGGGGCGGGUCCUCUGGGGCUCAAGCUCCGCCUUCUCACAGCAGGUUCUGGACUCGGUGUGAUGGCUGAUGCUAAGGUCCGGUUUGUGGAGAGGAGCAUCUUCUUUGGAGACUCCUGUCAGGACGUUCUGGGCGCUUUGGGAUCGCCUCAUAAAGUCUUCUACAAAUCUGAGGAUAAGAUGAAGAUCCAUUCUCCGUCUCCUCACAAGCAGGUUCCCUCUAAAUGUAACGACUACUUCUUCAACUACUUCACCCUCGGAGUGGACAUCCUGUUUGACUCGACGACCCACCUGGUUAAGAAGUUCGUCCUCCAUACAAACUUCCCUGGGCAUUACAACUUUAAUAUAUACCAUCGAUGUGACUUUAAAAUCCCACUAGUCAUCAAAAAAGAAGGAGCAGACUCUCAGGCGGAGGAUUGCAUCUUAACCACCUACAGCAAGUGGGAUCAGAUUCAGGAGCUUCUGGGUCAUCCGAUGGAAAAACCCGUCGUCCUUCACAGGUCUUCAUCAGCCAACAACACAAACCCGUUCGGUUCCACUUUCUGCUUCGGACUACAGAGGAUGAUUUUUGAGGUGAUGCAGAACAACCACAUAGCAUCAGUCACCCUCUAUGGAGCUCCCAGGACCACCAGUCAAGCCCGACCCGAGUCCAGCGCUAGUUCCCACUGAACCAGAACCACGCCCCAUUCUGGCCGACCCAAACAACAAUUCUUUUGCUGACUGAAUUGGAACCGAAACCAGAUUUUUUUUCUUUCUUUUUUCACCUGAGCAGGCCUGACAGAAUCACUACAACCUGGCUCAGGUGCUUCAGAGUGAACAAGUUGACAUCGAAACCAGACCUGCUGCCUCCUGUUUGGUACCUUCAUCUGGUGUUCUGUUGGUACCAAACACGCCCCGUCCUGCAGGGACGCGGUCCUGCUGCAGGAGCAGCUCGCAUGCUUCGAAAAGAAAGCUGUAAAAUCUGCAUCCUGUGAACCUCAGAGACCGUUCUGCUGCCUGUACAGUAAGAGAAGCUUCAUGCCAUCGUGAGGUGACGCAUUCGGGUUCAUCAACGCUGCAGGAAAACUAAUAAAACUACAUCAGCCAACCACACUGCCAUCCCGGUCGGUCCUGCUCGUCUUCCCGCUCCGAACUGGGUCCAGUCGAACCCGUCCAGUCCUGCACCAUGAGCCCAAACACACUUCAAGCUAAGCGUCCAUUUCUGUUUUAAAUCUCAAGACCCAGCCUGACCCGAUCCAAACAUCUCCAUCUUCCCUCACCAAACACUUCCUGAGUCCGUUUGCAGCCGUUUCCCGUCACCAGUCAGAGCGAUCAUCUCAUUUCCACAGACUUUACUUCCCAUCAUUUCAACCCCAGCUGUCCUCCGUUUCUGAUGACCGGCGGCCGGUCCAGAUGGUUAAAGCUCAACCUGCAUGACUCUGAACGAGAAGCGAUCUCCAUAAAGCACAAGAGCGAGCGCUCUCGCUUCGUUUGGUUGAUUAAAGCUACAGCAUGUCACUUUUAUUAAAAAAUUCUUUUUUUUACAUAUUUGUUAAAAUUAUCAUUAGGUUGUGACAGUACAAUAUAAGGCAGAUAAUCUGUGGAAAACUUGAACUUCUCUGCCUUCCAUCUAAGAUCUUUCUGUCACCUGAACACACAACUCCAUGAGAAACAACCAAUCAGAGCCAGGAGGAGGGUCUUAGCGCUGUCAAUCACCCUCACAUCCUCCGCUUGUUCUGUUAGCCUGCCACUAGUUAGCAUAGCCACAGAUAAUGGCAGAUAAAUCAAUUUCCUUGAAUGGUAAGUUGUUAAAGCGUGUACACAACGUUGAUUAACAGCGCUGAGACCCUCCUCCUGACUGACUGGUUGUAUUUUUAGAUGACAGGAGUUGGAGAAGCUGGAUCUUUUCACAGAUCAUCUGUCUCGUAUUAAACUGCUACAACAUGGUGACAGUUUUAAUUAUUAUGUUAAAAAACCAACAUACUUUUGUAAAAGUUACAUACUGCAGCUUUAACAACCUUCCUGCAUGUUCUGUCUGAGCGUCCAAAGCCCAUUUCUCCCUCACCAUGGCAACCAUUUCCAUUAUGUAAUAAUAAUAAUUUAUUGUGAUUCCUUUUUUUUUGUUUUUAACAUUUGCACUAAUAGACACAUUUUUACUUGAUCGUGCCCCAUCCUUUGAGAUGGAUAUGUAUUGAAGAGUAGGAGGGGUGUGUGUGGAUGUGUGUGUGUGUGUUGGUGCAGAUGAGCGGCGGCGCCAUCGCGUUCUGUACGACAACGUUUCGUCUUUCUUCAGUGCUUUCUUCCGUUCUGCUUCUGAUCCAUCUGCAGUUAUCUCUCUGUUUAGUUGCCAAAUGCUAAAGCCAAAGACCUUUUAGGAAGUCUUCAUUUGAUCGGUGUGUUUUCUUGUCUUGCAGAGUCUCAAAUAUUCCUAACUCCAUCUUAAUUUGAAGACGUGGCACAUCUUUUAAUCCGUGUUUCAGUAAUAAUCCAUCAUGACCAGCCGACUCAGCUCAUCCGUUCUAGAUAAGACGCAUCGUGUUUACCGUCAGCUCGUACCGUGGUCGACGUCCUCAGUGAACUGUGACGUAGAGAACAGCCGUCAUUUCUGUGGUUGUAAACCCGACUUUUGUUUUGGAAAUGGAGAACAGCAUCAGUCAUUUCUUUCUCCAAGCGUGUAAAUUUACCUUGUUUUUAAUUACAAACUAAUUAAUAAACUGUGCAUUCAUUUCAAUAGACAAAUUCUUUCAUUGUUCCUUGAUGCAAAUGUUUUUUUGUUUUUCCGCCUUUCCAAAAUAUUCGGUUUAAGGACUGUGCCUUUAAAGGACAAAUCUACUACCCUUGGAUUUUUCCACGUUUUGUCAAGGUACAACCACAAACUUUACUGUUCCUCUACACAAACUGCUAUUCUUGGUUUAAACGACAUCUGUGAAUAUAAGUUGUAAACUCUUGCCACAGAUCUAUUAGAUUUAGAGCUGAACUUUGACUGGACCAUUCUAAUAAGCUUUGAUCCAAAGCAAAGCUCUCAAAAACAGCUGCGUUUCCAUUACAAAUGUGCACAAAACUUUGAUAGUCCGCUAAUGGAAAACUCUUAUUACGCAAUUGUGAUGUUUCCAUUAAAUAAGAAACGCAAUUAAAAUUACACGUGAUUAAGUUUGUACAGGCUGUAAGUAAUUAAAGGAAGACGAAGCCUCAUCAUCCUCCUACCACUUCCUGUCAUCCUCUUCGUCUUCUCCACCUGUAGUAACAUCCGGUUGUUGAUCAGGUGACUCCUGUGAUGCAGCCACAAAACCGCCUCAUUGUGUCACAAAAAUAAUUGACAUGUUUCCAUUAAGCAAAUUUAUUUUCAUAAUUCUAGUUAAUAUUAACACCUGAAUCAAAUAGCUGAAUUAGCUGAUCAUUUGAUUCAGGUGCGUUGAAGGAGAAGCCAAUCUGAAAUGUGCCGGAUUUUGACUCAAACAGUAGAUUAUAGAUUAUAUUAUAUAUUAUUUAGUUAGCGUUCAGUCAACUCCUUACUAAAUAAGUAUUUUAUUGCUCUUGGUUUUAUUUAAGGAUCUCACUGUAAAGGGAGAAUAUUUAAAACGCAUUUUAUUUUGAAUUUUUGAUAAUCAUGCAUCUAUUUUUUUCCACCUAUUUUAUCACAUCAUAUUCACCCAAAUAAAAUGAUAGUUUGAUUUUUGUACUGAGACAAAACGUGGAACAGAUCAGGUGGUAUUUGUUAGACACUGUAGGCGGAGCCAUUACACAAACAAAAUGAAUUCUAGAAUUGUUUUUAUUUGUGAUUUUUUUCAUUUGAAGGAUCCCAAACUAGCUUGUUUCCUUUUUUUUUGUUUUUGUUUUUUUUUUUUUUUUCAAACUUUUACAAUCUGAGAGCCAUUAAAUGCACGUUUUUCUUUUCAUGCAGCAGUGAAUUUCCAAAUGGGCUGUUUAAAGUAGCAAGAACAUUUUCAGUGUUUAGAUUUCUAACCAAUAAAUGCUUUUUAGUGUUUCUCAAAAGAAAAGCUGUUGUGGAGUCCAUGCAAAGCUGUAUAAAUGCUGUAAAUAGCUCUUCAUGGCAUUCUUUGUUAUGACUUGCUUUCUUCUCUUCUAUGUUGUGAAGAAAGUUAAUCAGAAAAAAAGUUUCUGCUCUCGGCUGAUUCAGUCAGCCGGUCAGCGUUGGUGUUUCUAGUGGACGAUGGAGGGCUGCCAGUAAACGGAUGUCUCUGUGAAGCACAUAAACUCUUCAUUCACACAUCAUUCUCUGCUGGACAAAGUUUGAUAUUUGUCUGAUUUCCCUGCCUGGUGCAGCCCCCAUCUGGAUGACAGGGUGAGCCUGGAUGUUCAGGUUCUCACUUUCUUUAGCUUCGACAAAACUUUUGGGUUUUGAAGACCCACUUCCAACAUAUCUCUUUGGGGUUCUGUUAGGUUUCCCAAUAUUUAAAGUUGAGCUGAUCUCUGCUUUGGUUUGUUUUCUGGUGAAAACUGUCAUACAUGUUGUGAUCAAACAUUUUCCCAAAACUCGCUUCGGUGGAAGAAAAUGUAGUUUUAAAAAAAGUCUUAGAAGCAAAAUGAAACAUUGUGCCUCAUCUCCCUCUGAGCCUUUUUUAAUUUUUUUUUUUUGCCCUCUGUAAAAAUGAUUUUCUGUGGGACAUACAGUGUGAGAAUGCAUUUUAAUUGCAUUGGUGAAUGUGUGUGUGUUUGUCAUUGAGUAUUAGCAUCAACCUGUUGCAUGGGCUGAUUUUUGUUCCAGUUAUUUUUCUAAUUUCUGCAAAUAAUCCCAGGUUGGGUUUUUCAGUAUUUUUCUGCUUUUAUUUCAGACAUGCAUUUAUUUGUUUGUCUUGCUUUUAUGACACCUAGAAUAUUACUGUCACCUUAGUUUUAUAAAACUAUAAAAAGGCCGAAAAUCAGCCUCCAUGUCUAAAAAUGUAGUUGUGGUUUUCCUCUGUCGCUGUGCGAAAUCGAAUAAGUUAGUAAUCUAAAAAAAUUAUAAUAAUUAAACACAGGGACCAUUACUUAUUUGGUUAUUCAUAAACAAUAAAUAUUCACAGAAGUAAUUGUAAACAAAAGAAACCAAGUAUUUUCUGUUUGAGGAAAAACUUGGUUUUCCUCAAACGUUAAUAUAAUAUCUAUAUUAACGUAGAUAUACCGUUAAUAUCUAGUGUUACCCCCUUUAUCUGAAAUGCAUUCAGUGAUGCUGCUGCAGUAAAACAUCUGCAAACCAUCACACCUCACCUCCACACUGCAGAAAUACAAAAUAUUACCAGCUAAUUUUAGUCUAGUUUCUAGUGCUAAUAUCUUAGCACCCAAGAAUUAAGAUGAAACAAACUUAUAAGUAACUUUUAAGAUAUGAGAGUUUGCUUUAAGUAAAUUAUUAAUAUUGAUGAAAAAGUUCUAGUUUCAAUGGCAGAUUAUUUCAUUUACAACAUAAAAAAAUGUCUUGUAAGUGAAAUAAUUUGCCAGUGGAACUAUUAGUUCUUCAUCAAUAUUCAUACAUUAUUGACAUUAGUUUUCUUAUCUCGAGUGCUCAGGAAACUAGAUCAAAACUGAUCGGUAUGAUCUUAUAUUUUUGCCAUAAUUUGUUCCUUAUUAGGAACUGCAUUUUUAUUACAUUUAACAAAUAUUAAAUGUAAUGAAAACAUUUAUUACAUUUAUUUAAUGUACAUUUAAUAAAUGUAAUAAAUGUUUUUAUUUUUUUAUUUCCCGUUUUUGUUUAGUUGCAUUAAACGACACUAAAUAUCCAUGUUUCCAAAUAUCUUCACCACAGACUUUAAUAGGGUGUUGUAGUUUUUAUAUAUGGUGUCAAUCUUGUUUUUGUUCAACUUUUUGGGGGAAAUCUUUCCAAGUGCAACAUUCAGAUUGAGGAAAGGAAUGUAUGAGCCCAGUUUUUGUUUGCUUGCUGCUGGAGAUGUUCGUUUCUGUGGGAAAGUGUUUGUGGGAGCAAUUUUUGUGUUAUAUGUAAUACCAUAGUUUAGCCACUAGGUGUAACAUUUGUGCUGACCGGGAUUGUUUUCUGUAUAAAAGGUAGAACCUGUUAUCAGCUAGCAGGUGAGUUCAGUCCGAAGAUCAAAGCUUUUUGACUGAACUUGAAUCGACUAAACCUGCGCUUAAGACUGCUGGUGCUCAGUUUAACUUUCAUCCUAUUUAUUUAUGUUGAUUUGGGGCAACAGAAAAUAAGUAUUACGGCGUAUUUAGGCUAAUGUAGACAGGAUAAAAAGAAGGGUAAAUUUACACUGUAAACUCAAAAUGUUUAGAUUCAUUCCAAACAUUUUCCAUAAAAAAGCGAGGACUUUUCUGAGCUCCAGAAGUCAAAAAUAUGCGGGAAAAAACUCAACAAUUUUGGGAUUCAUUUCCACAAUUUUUUUGGGAGAAAAGAAUGAACAUGUAUAAAAGCUGAGAAUUUU
Messenger RNA from Gambusia affinis (western mosquitofish), 7385 nucleotides. RefSeq names its product phagosome assembly factor 1 (gene phaf1). Gene Ontology annotation, cellular component: synaptic vesicle membrane; dendrite; trans-Golgi network. Bases 448 to 1698 code for a protein of 416 amino acids. Lineage: Eukaryota; Metazoa; Chordata; Actinopteri; Cyprinodontiformes; Poeciliidae. The transcript is spliced from 17 exons. The record is from RefSeq and is a predicted model, not a curated record. Gene Ontology annotation, biological process: Golgi to plasma membrane protein transport.